This is a messenger RNA of Ricinus communis (castor bean), 1308 nucleotides long. RefSeq names its product peroxidase 12. The record is from RefSeq and is a predicted model, not a curated record. Gene Ontology annotation, cellular component: plasmodesma; plant-type cell wall. Gene Ontology annotation, biological process: hydrogen peroxide catabolic process; response to oxidative stress. The transcript has 3 exons. Gene Ontology annotation, molecular function: heme binding; peroxidase activity. The coding region runs from base 40 to 1101 and encodes 353 amino acids. Lineage: Eukaryota; Viridiplantae; Streptophyta; Magnoliopsida; Malpighiales; Euphorbiaceae.
AUCUUUGUCACUAGAGCCUCACAGCACAAGGAACCAACCAUGGCUAGUGCUAACUCUUUCACUUCUCUCCUUUUGAUAUCCUGUCUCUUACUAGCUGCUUGCUUUUCUGCCAUUGAAGCACAAACCAAACCUCCCAUCAAGAAUGGUCUGUCAUGGACAUUCUACAAAACUAGCUGUCCCAAAGCCGAAUCUAUUAUCAGAAGUGAGCUCAAGAAAAUCUUCAAGAAAGAUGUUGGCCAAGCUGCUGGCUUGCUUCGCCUCCACUUCCAUGACUGCUUUGUUCUGGGAUGUGACUCGUCGGUGCUGCUUGAUGGAUCAGCAGGUGGACCCAGCGAGAAGUCUGAACUUCCUAACUUGACUUUAAGAAAACAGGCUUUUAAAAUCGUCGAGGAUCUUCGAGCACGUCUUCACAAGGAGUGUGGCAGAGUCGUGUCUUGCUCUGACAUUGUUGCCAUCGCUGCUCGUGACUCCGUUGUCCUGACGGGCGGCCCUGAGUAUGCCAUCCCACUGGGAAGGAGAGACGGUGUAAAGUUUGCAGAGAUUAAUGCAACAUUUGAACACCUUGUAGGACCAACAGCCAAAGUUACUGAGAUUCUCACCAAGCUUGACAGGAAAGGCCUGGAUGCUACCGAUGCAGUUGCCCUUUCAGGUGGCCACACAAUCGGCAUUGGCCACUGCACUUCUUUCACUGAGCGUCUCUAUCCGAGUCAAGAUCCUACAAUGGACAAGACUUUUGCUAACAAUCUCAAGCUAACUUGUCCCAAACUAGACACCACCAACACUACCUUCUUGGACAUAAGGUCUCCUAACAAAUUCGACAACAAGUACUAUGUUGAUCUAAUGAACCGUCAAGGUCUGUUUACUUCGGAUCAAGAUUUGUACACGGACAAGAGGACAAGGAGCAUUGUUACUAGCUUUGCUAUUAACGAAUCUCUGUUCUUCGAGAAGUUUAUAAUUGGCAUGAUCAAGAUGGGGCAAUUAGAUGUGUUGACAGGAAACCAAGGGGAGAUUCGUGCUAACUGCUCGGCCAUUAAUCCCAAGAAGAAAUAUAUUGAGUCUGUCGCGGAAGAGGAAUUGGGUUCAUCGUCUGAGAUGAGAUAAACAAGUUCUGCUAAUUAACUAGGAACACGCUGAGGCAUGUUGGUUCUGUGUAUUUUAGGACUUGUUUUUGAGGUAACUUAAUGUUGUGAAUGCUGCUUCUUGCUAAUAAACUAGUUGGCCCUGUUGGGUCUGCUAAAUAAGUUUUGGAUAACAAAUUGUUAAUCAGAAGUUUAGCCCUAUAUAUCAAAAUGUUAUUGCUUUGGCUAA